AGUUCACACACGGCUUUCCUCUCACUCCAUGGCCAUGCUUCUCUCUGCUCCGGAACCUCCCAGUGAAUAUGCAAGUAGGUGCAUCGUAACCAGGCGUCCUCACUGACCAAUCAGAGGACACCUUCAAAACCCUGCAGGAACCGAUCGAGCUUCUGUUACCUGCCAGCCGCCGAUUCCCCGACGCUCUUGCAGGCUGUCACACUGCUAAAAUUCACAGGGUGGUAAUUGUUCUCCUGGAGCAGUAGAAGAGGAAGGAGCUAUGGGGAUCAUUAACUGGAUGCAGAAUCGCUUCAAUGGUAAACAAGAGAAGAGACGAUCCGAGGCAGGCGUCGUGAACUCGGCUCGCGAUGCCCCUGUUCGGGAAAGCUGCCGCCAAGAACACGCUCGCGAGGAGAAGAGCCCUAACGGCGACUGGCCGCAGGGCCUCCUCUCGAUCGGGACGCUCGGGGACGAGCCACCGCCGGAUGGAGGGCCCCCGCGCGCGUCGCAGGCGGCGGCCGACGUUCCGGACUUCACAAUCGAGGAGGUGAAGAAGCUGCAGGACGCGCUGAACAAGCUGCUCCGGCGCGCCAAGUCCAAGUCGAGCUCCCGCGGGUCGGGCGCCACGGACGAGGACCGCGCCAGCAGCCAGCUGCCGCUCGACAGGUUCCUCAACUGCCCCUCCAGCCUGGAGGUGGAUCGCCGGAUCUCCCUGAGGCACGCGGCAGGCGACGGCGGCGAGUUCUCGCCGGACACGCAGAUCAUACUGAGCAAGGCCAGGGACCUCCUCGUCAACAGCAACGGCGCCGCCAUCAAGCAAAAGUCCUUCAAGUUCCUCCUCAAGAAGAUGUUCGCAUGCCGCGGCGGGUUUGGGCCCGCGCCCAGCUUGAAGGAUCCAGUCGAAUCAAGAAUGGAGAAGUUGUUUAAGACGAUGUUGCAGAAGAAGAUGAGUGCUCGGCCGAGCAAUGCCAAUGCAGGGUCAUCGAGGAAGUACUAUCUGGAGGACAAACCGAGUGGGAGGAGGAUGAUAGGAGACCGUCCUUAUGAAGAAGAGGACGAUGACAAGGGCUCCGAUAGCUUUAAGUGGGACAAAACUGAUACAGACUUCAUUGUUCUGGAGAUUUAGAACGAGAGGCACGAGUUCAAGGUCAUUAUGGUAUUCAACGUGCUUAUAUGUGAUGUUCAUGGCGCGGCGGAGAAUUCCCAUCAGUGUGGUGCCACAAUAAUCCCUAUUGAAGGAAGGUUCAGUUGAUGAACAGCGAUUAUUCGAUCAGACAGGAUACCUAAUCCACCAAGCAGGGUGUACUACUGAAUGAAGAUCACAAUCCAAACGUUGGUGGGCUUGUUCAGGCGCAGCAUUUGAGCUGUUCAUAUAGGAGGAAGAUUUUUCAGCUUUGUUCCACUUUCCUUUUCUUUCUCAUCUUCAGAUGCCAGAUAUGUUAAUGUUCCAUAUAUACUGUUAUCAUCCUACAUAUAUAUACUAGU
Messenger RNA from Setaria italica (foxtail millet), 1464 nucleotides. RefSeq lists its product as uncharacterized. The transcript is spliced from 6 exons. NCBI's taxonomy places the organism in Eukaryota, Viridiplantae, Streptophyta, Magnoliopsida, Poales, Poaceae. Gene Ontology annotation, biological process: regulation of growth; gravitropism. The record is from RefSeq and is a predicted model, not a curated record. The coding region runs from base 260 to 1105 and encodes 281 amino acids.